GUGAAGGGGACAGAGCGGACAGAGCGAACCGACAGAGUGCGUAGCAUCUUCAUCUAAGAAGUGUCUUCUUCGAGUUUAAAUCCUUUUCAGAGAAAAGAAAGAAAGCGUACAAUGUUUCCUGAAUCUUGCACAGAUUAUGGUUAUGAGGCCUGCAAGGCAACGUCGGACUGGCUGCUGGAGCAGGCUCCCGUGCGCCCCCUGGUGGGUAUCGUGUGCGGCUCAGGCCUCGGCAGCCUCGCUGGUAUGCUGAAGGAUCAGAAGGUUUUUAUGUACAACGAUAUCCCCAACUUUCCACAAAGCACAGUGCAUGGUCAUGCUGGUCGAUUGGUGUUUGGUACUCUUAAGGGAAAGCCAUGUGUUUGCAUGCAGGGACGUUUCCACCUUUAUGAAGGAUAUCCUAUCCACAAGAUCACCAUGCCGAUGCGCAUCUUUAAACUGCUGGGUGUCCAAGUAGUCAUCUUGACAAAUGCCGCAGGAGGACUAAACCAAGACUACAAAGUUGGAGACAUCAUGGUAAUCAAGGACCACAUCAACUUCCCGGGUUUCGCUGGAAACAAUCCUUUAUGUGGACCAAAUGAUGAGAGGUUCGGAACACGCUUCCCGUGCAUGUCGGAUGCCUACGACAGGCAGCUGAGGCAGCUGGCUCAGGAAGUGGGUGCUGAGCUUGGCUACUCUAACUUCCUUAAGGAGGGCGUGUACUCUGUCCUCGGCGGUCCGUCCUUCGAGACCAUCGCUGAAUGCAGAAUGCUAAACCGUAUGGGUGCUGAUGCUGUGGGAAUGAGCACAGUCCAUGAGGUGAUAGUGGCCCGUCACUCCGGAAUACGAGUCUUUGCCCUCUCUCUUAUAUCUAAUAAGGCUGUGAUGGACUACACCAGUGAAGAAAAGGCCAAUCACGAGGAGGUCCUGGAGACAGGAGAGCAACGCGCUCAGCAGCUGGUCAAGCUGGUCUCCACCCUUGUUUCUCGCAUCAGCCAGCCUGCUGAUUUGUAACUUGUAAAUCUUUACUGACUUGUUAAUGAGUUGUUAGAUGAUUGUAAACGGAUCCACACUCCCCUCUAUAUUUAUAAGUAAAUUUAAGAAAUAUGGCACUGUAACCUACUAGCCCAAAAAAAUUAAUAUAAAAUUGUCUAAUACGUAGGAUUAGACUUUGUUAUACUGUACUUGUGUGUACUGUAAAUAAAUGUUUACAUCCCUAAGGGAAAGAGUUUUGAAAAAGAUAAUUCCAGUGUAAAGUCUUAACGCUAAUGAGCAAUGACAGUGUAGGGUGAGUGUUGCCAAUAGUGUGGAAAUGUACUCUUUUCGAAAAACCAGACUAUUUAUUAGAUGUAUAAAAAGUCAUCUUUAACUUAAAGUGUGUAGUGAUGAUGAAAAAGUGUUUUAUUAUUUUAUUUAUUUUUUUCCUUAAUAACUAAAGGUAUGCUCUGGGUUGUCUUUCAAUGCUAGCUUUUGAAAACAUUUAAUAAACAUGUUACAUUUCAUUUUAUUUUUUACAUAAUGUCUCUGACACCAAAGCUUACAAUGUAACGUCAGGACUGUUUUAUAAAGCUUAUAUUAAAUUUACAAAUGUAA
Clarias gariepinus (North African catfish) is the source of this 1569-nucleotide messenger RNA. Its product is annotated as purine nucleoside phosphorylase-like. The transcript has 6 exons. NCBI's taxonomy places the organism in Eukaryota, Metazoa, Chordata, Actinopteri, Siluriformes, Clariidae. The record is from RefSeq and is a predicted model, not a curated record. Gene Ontology annotation, molecular function: purine-nucleoside phosphorylase activity. Bases 112 to 990 code for a protein of 292 amino acids. Gene Ontology annotation, biological process: nucleoside metabolic process. Gene Ontology annotation, cellular component: cytoplasm.